AUGAGCAAGCACCCGCUGCCACCCACUACACAGACACAGCCUGGGCUGGGCUGAGGGAGCCAUGGUGGGGUGGGCAGUGCAGAGCCCAGACUAUGGGUGCCCCCAGAGAAGGGCCUGUGGCUUUACCAGGGUGUGGCUGACAAGGGACCCCCAUGUGAGUCCCAUCUCUUCAGGCAGCGUGACAGGUCUGAGCAGGGGCUUGGCAGCACAGCUCACCUGGCAAUGUGGAAGGGACAGGCCUCUUCCCUUGCCAUUCCCCUGGUAAAUGCUCGCUUGCACACACUCUCUCUCUCUCUCUCUCUCGCUCUCGCUCUCCCUUUCCACAACCUGCUUCCCAAGUCGCUUGGUGUCAGCCUGGCUUACAUCCUGUCUGUUCCCUUUCCCCCUCCAGUGGACCAGAGCAUGUUUGAGAACGCCAGCGCCAGCACGGCACCCACGCCACAGGCACAGCACAUCCCUGCCACGGUGGGCACCCUGCCCCAGCCCAGCCGGCCCACUGGCAGCCAGCACCUCCGCAGCCUGGGCAAGGCCAUGGGUGCAAAGGUGAACGACCUCCUGCGCCGCAAGGAGCCGGCCGGCCUGCUCGGCGUGGGAGCCAUGGAAGUGAAUGCCAGCGCAGGUGCUGUGCUGGGCACAGGACAGCUGGCUGCUGAGGAGGGGGCUCUGGGGCUGGAUGCCUUUCCCCGGCUGGAACCCCCGCCUCCCAUCACCAAGAAGCGGACGCCGCGCGCCCUGAAGACUCCCCAGGACAUGCUCAUCGCUCCGCAGCCAGAGGGGACCAGCACGAGGAGCGGCACAGAGGAGCCUCCCGAACCACCCACAGCCCACCCUGACCUCACAGAGGAGCAGCUGGGAAUGGGGGACCCAUCUCCUCCAGAAUGCCCUGGGGUCCCCAGCAUGACAGCCACCCUAGAGCCCAGUGGGGACCAGCCUACCAGUGCCUUACCUGUGCCUGACCUCAUCCAUAAGGGCAGCUGGGAGAGCCAGUGGCAAGUGGGUGAGAGGGCCACCGAGAUGUCACCCACCACAGAAAAGCCCUCCCGGAGACCGGGGCUGGAGCAUGAGCCACCAGGGAGCACAGGGCGGCUGGAGCCACAUACCUCUGGCUGGGAGGUGGAGGGGACCCAUCCUGACCUACUGUCCUUUGAGUAGCAGUGGGCAGCUGUGACAGGGGCACUGUGGGGGCUGGCUCUCCCAAACAUGUCUCUCGCUGCCACUUGCCUUUUUUGGGGUGAUUAUUUUGGAGAGGGGGAAGCCUCGGGGUGGAAGGAGCCAUUGCUGCCCAGUGUGGGCUCUGGGGAGCCAUGACAACCUGCUUCUCCCCAAAUUCCCAGGAGGGGCACAGCCUGUCCUGCCAUGGCUUCUGCAGCCCCAUCCUGAGCCUAUUCACCCUGGUCAGGGCCAAGUUCCUGUCCUGCCAUGGUGCCACUGCCACCCUGUCUGCAGCCAGGGGCCUUGAUGAGCUGGGGACCAAAGGGGGUGUGUGGGGGUAGAAGUGCCAGCCUGCCCCUAACCCCAUUAGCUCUGCUGGAGUGAGUGGCCAGUGAGUGUCCCACAAGCACCACACGCUGUUCCCUGUGUCUGCACUGGAUGCCUUGGAAUGGAGGAUUUCACAGCUUAUGCCGUGUGCUUGCCAAGAUACCCCUUCCUGGGGCACCAUCAGGCUCACCCAGUCCUAAUGCCUCGUGCCAGGAAGGUGCCAGGGAGCCGGGACAGCAGAUGAGCCCAAGACCUUCUCCAGGUGCUGACCUCGUGGCGUUAUUCUGCCCAGUGCCACCUCUUUGCAGUGGAGCCCCAGAUGCAGGAGACCUGGGCUCUGUCAGGGCGCAGGGCUGGACACCUGGGACUGCACAGCUGCUGGCCACUGGGCUCUGGCGAGGAGCUGAGCCCUUCCAGCUGCCGUUUGUUUCCUGGUCUCAUCCCAGCCACCACAGACAAGACCAAACUGUCUGGACAUGCAGCUCUCUCCAUGUGGGCCAGUGUCACUGCUCCCCUUUAUUUUCUGGGGCAGUGGUCUCUUUGCGAGACUGGGACGCAGGAAGCCACAUGGUUCUCUGAUACUGCUGUAUGAGUGUUUCCCCAUGCAUUACAGGAGGGGUUAGCCGGCCUGGGGGCACCUGUGCCGAUGCAAGGAAGCAGCUGUGAGAUGGAUCUUUUUGCUUAGAGCUUUUAUGUACACCCUCACCACAAAAGUAGUUUUGAGAAGGAAAGCUCCAAAGCCCCGAUUUGGGUUGGAGGAACCCAGGAGCUCAUGGGUGGGCCUGCUCACAGCUUCUUCUGGGCCACGCAGGUGGCUGGGCUGAAGAAAUGUCUUCCACCACCCAAAGCCAUGCUGUCCCACUGAAGGAAGGAAGCUGAGGUGUAACACGCACAGUGGCAAUGUGAUCACGCUGUGCAUGGCCAACCCCAACCCCAGACACCGGUGUGUGUGUGUGUGUCUGCUGCCCAGGUCUACACUGCACUGUAGGUGUUGAUGGAAACCAGGGCUUGUAGCCCCUCUCUGAAGAACCGGCAUCUUCCAUCGCUGUGAUCCCAAGGGAACCUUCCCCUUAAGGGAGGGUCCUCACUCACGGCCGGUCCAGUCCCUUUAUUUAUGGUGUCGGGGUGUGUGUGCGGUUUGGGACAAGAGAUGCAGAUUGCACAAUAAAUUUUUUUUUCUUUUUUACCCA
Messenger RNA from Corvus hawaiiensis (hawaiian crow), 2669 nucleotides. RefSeq names its product chromosome 9 C1orf226 homolog (gene C9H1orf226). Lineage: Eukaryota; Metazoa; Chordata; Aves; Passeriformes; Corvidae. The transcript has 4 exons. The record is from RefSeq and is a predicted model, not a curated record.